Molecule: messenger RNA, 2373 nt
Organism: Anolis sagrei ordinatus
Lineage: Eukaryota; Metazoa; Chordata; Lepidosauria; Squamata; Anolidae
Gene: BCO2
Product: beta-carotene oxygenase 2
Biological process (GO): carotene catabolic process; retinal metabolic process
Cellular component (GO): mitochondrion
Molecular function (GO): carotenoid dioxygenase activity; beta-carotene 15,15'-dioxygenase activity
Source: RefSeq, a predicted model, not a curated record
CUUCAUGCCACUUGGCAUUGUGCAGACAGAGAGAGCUGAAGUCAGCUUUUAUUCUGAAAGGAUGUGCUCAGCCAGCCUUGCCCUGCAUUCCCAUCGGUGCCAGAUGCACCGUGCAGAGCGUUUCAAGGGUAACCGGGGACCAUCCGCUUCGAUUAUUGCUCAGCAUCACCCAGAUGCUUUCCUACAUCUUUUUGCUCGUUUGCGUCCUCUUUAAGAACACAUUUCAUUUCCUUCGGUCUUUGCUCCAUCACAUCCCAGAGAGUUCGGUGCCGAACCAGAAACAAGACCGGCAGGUGACUCUCCGCCACCGAAAAGGCUUGGAAUGUAUCUCCUCCUUCUUCAGCAGCGUGGAAGAAACCCCUAAGGUUAUCCCAACCAAGAUCAGUGGGCAGAUCCCCAAAUGGCUCAAGGGCAAGCUACUAAGAAAUGGGCCGGGAAAGUUCGAGUUCGGAAAAGAUAAGUAUAACCACUGGUUUGAUGGCAUGGCUCUGUUGCAUCAGUUUGAGAUUGAGGAGGGAAUUGUGAAGUACAGCAGCAAGUUCCUAAGGAGUGAUUCCUACGUGACAAACAGCAAGAAGAACCGGAUUAUGAUCUCUGAGUUUGGGACCAUGGCCAUGCCAGACCCUUGCAAGACCAUUUUUGAGCGCUUCUUGUCAAAGUUUGAAAUGCCAAAGAUAACAGACAACUGCAACGUGAACUAUGUGAUCUACAAAGGAGACUAUUUUGUUAGCACGGAGACCAAUGUAAUGCACAAAGUUGAUCUGGAAACUCUGGAAACGAAGGAGAAGGUGGAUUGGAGUAAAUAUAUUGCCGUGAAUGGAGCAACUGCCCACCCGCAUUAUGACCCAGAUGGGACUGCCUACAACAUGGGCAACUCCUAUGGGAACCAAGGCAGCAAAUACAACAUCAUCCGCAUCCCACCGCAGGCACCCGGUUCCGACGACUCUAGCUUGCAGGGUGCCAAAGUGGUGUGCUCCAUUCAACCCGAGGAUCGGAUGAAGCCCUCCUACUACCACAGCUUUGGGAUGAGCCAAAACUACAUCAUCUUUAUUGAGCAGCCCCUCAAAAUGAACUUGUGGAAGUUCAUUACGGCCCGGCUUCUCGGGAGAUCCUUUUUGGACGGGAUCAGCUGGGAGCCGCAGCACAACACCCGCUUCCAUGUGGUGAACAAGCUCACAGGGCAGGCAUUGCCCAUGAAAUACUGCAGCAAAGCUUUUAUGAAUUUCCAUCAAAUCAAUGCCUUUGAAGACCAGGGCUGCAUUGUACUUGACCUCUGCUGCCAGGAUGAUGGAAACGUUCUCGAUAUUUUCCGCUUGCAGAACUUGCACCAGGCAGGGGAAGCCCUGGACCAGACCUAUAAUUCAAUAUCAACACCAUAUCCAAGGCGUUUCGUUCUGCCUCUUGACAUCGAUGACAAGAAACCUACGGGGGAGAAUCUCUCUCCUUUGAGCUACACAUCGGCAACAGCUGUGAAGGAGGCGGAUGGCAAGAUCUGGUGCACAUAUGACAGUCUGCACGAUGAGGACCUUGAGAAAGCCGGGGGCCUGGAAUUCCCCCAGAUCAAUUACUCUUACUGCAACGGGAAGAAAUACCGCUACUUCUACGGCUGUGGCUUUGGGAACGUGAUUGGAGACUCGCUGAUCAAGAUGGACCUAAAAACCAAGGAGAUGAAGAUUUGGCAGCAAGAUGGGCUGUAUCCCUCUGAGCCUGUGUUUGUGCCAGAACCUAACUCUGGUACAGAAGACAGCGGAGUCAUUCUCUCCGUAGUCCUGACGCCCGAUCAGAAUCAAGGCAGCUUCCUGCUCGUUCUGGAUGCGAAGAGUUUCAUCGAACUGGGACGGGCGGAAGUCCCAGUGCAGAUUCCUUAUGGAUUCCACGGCAUCUUUGUCUCGCGUUAAUAACUAUCCAGUUAGCUGGUGUCCACUUACCAAAGACAGGGGGAAAAAUAAUCUGUUUCAUAUUGUGUGACUGAAAUGUCUCCUUCUGUGAUCUUGGGCAAGCCACUUAAUCUUCCCACAGGGCUAAUGUUGUCCUGAAAGUUAUCUUAAUCGAUAUGUAUAUCGCUAGGCAAAACUAUAUCCAUGUCUAUGACAGGUAUUGCUAACGAAAGAUAUUGCACAUAGAAUUGUCUUUAUAGGAGGCACUCAAGGAUGCUAAACUUUCAACGGUCCUUGAUUAGGCACUAUAUUUUUGUACUAACUAACUACCUCUUUUGUGAUGUUAUUAGCGAGAUGAAGUUGAAGCCCUCGGGGUUUUAGCUAUAUUUUUUUUUCAAAAAUAAAUCCUUGCAAUACAAGCAGGCAUGUUUUAAAUUUGUUUGCAUUAGAGAUGGGAGACUUGACUGACCCAAAAUAAAAUACGUUCUUAUCUUCA